Paramecium pentaurelia is the source of this 839-nucleotide messenger RNA. The record is from the annotation of a GenBank genome assembly. Lineage: Eukaryota; Ciliophora; Oligohymenophorea; Peniculida; Parameciidae.
AUGUAUAUGCACAUCAAUGAAAUGGAUUUGAUAUUGCCAUCUACAAAAACUAAUGGAGCUUUAUGGUUAGGUAAUAUAAAGUCUGCUUAGAAUAUUAUCAAUCUAAGUAAGGAAAAUAUACGUACUGUAAUUACAGUAGCUAAUAAUGUUAAUUUAAGCUAUCCUAAACAUUAGAAAAUUAUCCAUAAAGUAUAAUUUAUCAAUAUUAUUAGGUUUUUAAAAUUCAUGAUAAAGAAAAUGUAACUAUUUAAGAACUGAUCGAAAUGACUAAUGAAGAAAUAGAAGAAGCUAUGAAAAUUGGAUCUGUAUUAGUACAUUGUAUGGCUGGUAUAUCUAGAUCAGCUACAUGUGUAAUUGCUUAUUUAAUGUAUCAAAAUAAAUGGGUAUUUGAGAAAACACUUAAAUUUGUUAAAUCUAAAAGACCCUGUGUAAAUCCUAAUGAAGGAUUUAAAAAAUAACUGAUUUCUUAUUCAAAUGAAAUUUAAAAGAAAUUAUUACCUUAAUAACAAACAUAAUAAAUUGAAAAUCCUUUAGCUAAAUUAAGAAGAUAAUUACAUUAAUCUCCAGAAGAUUUGAUAAAAAAUACAUAAUUAGCUAAAUCUCCUAGACAUGAAAUUAAAACAUUGACAAAGAAUUCUACAGAAGAAGAGAAAUAAUAAUAUAGAUAAUAAUUAGCUUAAAAAUUAUUUGUUAAUACAUUUUCUACUACUGAACGUAGUCGAUAAUAAUUAAAAACUCUACUUACAAAUAAAUCUGCAAAUAUUAAAGGAUGUAUAAGUAUGUACAAAUAAGUAGAAGAAUAAAAAUUGAGUGGAUUUUUAUCUGAUAGAUUAAAUUGA